Molecule: messenger RNA, 2223 nt
Organism: Alternaria atra
Lineage: Eukaryota; Fungi; Ascomycota; Dothideomycetes; Pleosporales; Pleosporaceae
Exons: 2
Coding region: 1-2223 (740 amino acids)
Biological process (GO): vesicle-mediated transport
Cellular component (GO): endocytic vesicle; cytosol
Molecular function (GO): guanyl-nucleotide exchange factor activity; small GTPase binding
Source: RefSeq, a predicted model, not a curated record
AUGACCGGGCGGCCCAGAAACCUGCAUCCUUCGCGCUCUUUUACGCGGCUCGACUCUGCGCCUAAGAGUCCGCUCUCACGAAGUCGAGCCAACACACUGCAAGGGCCACACGCAUCAGACAUGCUCGAUCCGUUAAAGGCUGCCAUGGUACCCGAGGAAGAUGAGAACACUGACGGUGACGUGUUCGCGAAAAAGGAAGACGAACAUGAAGAUGAAGAGAGCGACGAGUCCAAAGUACCCGACACUUUCGAGGAGCUGCCCAUCGAGAUCCGUAGCUUGACCGAGAGGUUCCUCGAAUCCCUCACAGCCAAAGUACACCCCACCCCCCUAUCCGCCGACGCCCUCGCCGAUCUCUUCCAAGACUUCUACGGCCGUGCCUCCGCAAAAAUCAGCACACACAUAGCUACCCUCUCUGCUCGGUUGACAAGUGACAACUAUGUCGCAAACGCGAAGAAAGGGUCGGCCCCAUCAAGUAAACCAUCGUCAAUACGGAAGGGAAGCGACCCGUCAGGGGAACAACAACAACAACAGAUGCUCAGUGCGACCGAAAUGGCUGACCGCAAGAAAGCGCGGAGAUCACUCGAGCUCAAGCGAUUUGCACUUGAAGAGGCUGUGGAGCGCGCCGUGUGCGAGAAGGUCUACCAGCGGAUAUGGCGGCAUAGGAGCACUGAUGACGAGGAAAGGGAUCACAAGCUCAGAUCGCGCACAGCUGCGCUCUCGCUCGUUGGCAUUGGUCUGAAAGAGCUCUUGAUGACAGGCGAGGAGUUGACUGAGGAAGAGCGCCAGAAAGCCAAAGAGAAGGAGCCCGAGAUUCGGGAAUACCUAUCUGCGGCACGUCAAGACAUUCUUAAGAUGAACGAAGAGCGGUAUCCGCUUGGAAAGGUCCAGCAUUUGACUGCUGCACACAAGUCCAUUGUCGAAGCCUUGUCAAAGAUAUUUCCUUCCACUUCGUCUGCUGAUGAAAUUCUCCCGACGCUCAUCUACGCACUCAUCACCAUGCCACCUGUCGACUUGAACGUGAUUAGCGAUCUGAACUUCAUACAUCGUUUCCGCGGGUCCAGCCGUAUGGAUGGCGAGACUGCGUAUUGCCUGGUCAACUUGGAAGCAGCCAUCUCAUUUUUGGAGACCGUCGAUCUUUCUUCACUACGCGCCGAAGAAGCCACUCCUGCGAGGCCAGACUCCAGGCCUUCGACGCCCAAAUCCGAAAUCACACCCAUGCCCCUAGGGCUUUCGGACGCGCCGGAUCUCAUCCAAACACCAGCAACUCCCAUCUCCAAAACACAUUCCAGAGAACCCUCAAGUCCAACGACCACCAAAGCUCAGCGCCGCUUGAGCAACCUCAUUCAAACACAAACCAACAAAAUUGAAGCUGCCUCUGAUGCAGUCCGGGAUUCUAUUCUUGAUUCCGCCGACCAGGCACUCGGGAGAAUUAACAACACGUUAGACACUAGCUUCAAGUUCUUCUUUGGUGGUCUGAAAGAGAAGAAUCCAAACGGACCCGUGCAGGAGCAACCAGUACUCCCCAAGACACUGGAAGAUGCAAGGAAGCUUGUGAGCUCUCCCACCCGCGCAGAGCGAGACGAGGACGCCUUGAGUGUCAGUGCAGCAAGUUCAGUGCAAGGUGACGAGCCAACAGAGGCUCCUAUCAGCAGAGGGCUGGAUGCGAAGAUGGCUGAUCUUUUUGCUGGCAAAAGACAAAUCAGAGAUCGUAGCGUCGAUUCCACAAAGUCAGGGGGCAGCAAUAGUGGACGGCGCGUUGCAUUUGCCUCAGCACAGAAUGUAGAAGAGAAGACACCAUCACCAGCUCCUAUCAAGACGGAUCCUCCAACGCCGAGCAACACUUCGGCAGUUGACUCCCUGCGCAGUAUGGGCAACAACUUCAAUCCCUUGAAUCGGUUGUCCAGUAUGAAUGUACUGCCUCGCUUUGCACGCGCUGUAAGCAGCAGUAGUACACCUGUUCUCCCUUCACCGAGCCAGGAGCAGGUCAAGGCUUCGCCUUCUCCAGAGCCACUAAGUCGCACAGCCACGAACGAAAUACCACCAAUAGAUGACAAGGGAGCGAGGGCAGUCGCUGCUUUGGAGCAACUGAAGAAGACUACACCGCCUGCCAAGCGCUUCUUAGAGGCGAAGGAUUCUCAGGACUUGAAGCUCAAGGAGGUAGACGAGUUAUUGAAGGAGUAUCAAAGACUGGCUGGCGCAUUGAGAGGAGCAAUCAACUACUGA